Gregarina niphandrodes is the source of this 2877-nucleotide messenger RNA. RefSeq lists its product as hypothetical. Gene Ontology annotation, biological process: protein ubiquitination. The record is from RefSeq and is a predicted model, not a curated record. NCBI's taxonomy places the organism in Eukaryota, Apicomplexa, Conoidasida, Eugregarinorida, Gregarinidae. The transcript has a single exon. Bases 1 to 2877 code for a protein of 958 amino acids. Gene Ontology annotation, molecular function: ubiquitin protein ligase activity.
AUGCCCCUGACGGAUAUUGACCCGAGGUUAUUCGGGCUCUGGGAAACUAAAGUCAGAGAAGCUAACUACUUAUUGUUUAAUCCCAAAUUGAGUCUGUGUCUGUUAUUUGAAGCAGCGAAGUUGAAAGUGAAAUGUUUCUUGUGUGGUCAAGUGUCAUGUAAUCACCCUGUCUCGUUUGAGUGGACGUAUCAUCACGGAGAUUCAGAUUUUCAUUUGGAGGCUACGAAGAACGCGGGCAAAAACGUAUAUAUGGGUACACUGACGAAUAGAGAAACAGGGCGCAAACGCGUGUGCAGGUUGUUAGAAUUUGGAUCGUUUGGGGAUAGUGCUGAACUCUGCCCGUUUUGCCCCCGUCUGGCUGAAGGGAUGGGGACCAGGAGUUCUCGAUAUCGAACGCGUAGCAUGACGAUAAAACGUCAAAGGAUGGAGAAAAGUACGACUCAGAACUCCGUCACUCAGAACGUGACGGAGGGAAAAAACAAAACAACGCUGGUUGAACCCCCGGCAGCUAAACAUGUACAAUACGGGGUAGUGUGGAUUGGUCGGACAUCGACGGGGUAUAAUAUAAUUGAGGAUCCAGGAGGCGACAUUGAGCGUGCGUUUCGAGCAUAUUCUGCUCAAAAUGGUUUGGAAUUAGCUGAAGACAGCGAACAAUUAGAUUGGAGUAGUAGUGGUGGUGGUAGUGGUCUGAGUGGUGGUGGUGGUGUGAGUAGUAGUGGUGGUGUGAGUGGUGGUGCUAAGGUUGAGACAAUGAGUUCUUCUCCGACGAGUAAGUCUGAGAUUACAGCUAAACUAAAUUAUAUAGAUACUGACAAUGAAUUGGGGUUGCUUCGUGGUUACUAUUCCGACCAGCCGUCCCUCCCUUCAAUACACACGGGAUUAGGCGAGAUCAGCUUUAAUGACUUUACAUUAGCUUCCUUGGGCGUUCAUGCAACUGGCACAGAUAUCGUGUAUCGUCUGAGCUGGGCCGUGCACGAAGUGGAAGGUUGCUUAUUGCUGUCGACAUGUUUGCUCUACCACCGGCCGCGGACGCCCGUGCCAAGUUUCCUUAUAGCCGCUGAUUCCAGUCAAGUGCGUGCGUCAAACGUGCCAUGUUCGCGGCUUUGCAUGAACGAGUGUGGCCACGACGAGGUGUGCGGUCUCGUGCGUUAUCGCCGCGCUAAAAAGGACCCACACGAAGCCGCGAAACUCAUGAACAAACUCUUCCGACCUUUCGUCAGUCCCGCCCAUUGCGCCCCCGAAGUCGGACCAGACGAAGUCUGUACCAUCUGCCUUGACACUCUCCUUCCAGACCUCCUUCCAGACUCCUCCCAGCCAACAAAUAACUCCACGGCGGGUGGCGCCACCGUUGCCCUUGGCACGGGACAGCACACUCGUUCUGGAACGGGACAGCACACUCGUUCUGGAACGCGUUCGCGGAGGACAAGUCUUGAGCGAUCGGGUGCCAUGACCAUUGUAGGCAUGCCUAACUGCCGACACUGGUUCCAUCGUGUCUGUGUACGUGAGUAUGUCACGCGUGUGGCAUCCACGAUUGUGGAUAGUGUGCGGUGUCCCGUCUGUCACACCAUGCAAACACGUUUGUAUGGCAACAGUCCGAAAGCGGCGAUGCGUUGGACGCUCGUGCGACGUGACUUCCUCCGCGUCGUCUUCAGCGUACUCGCUGGCAUACAGGUACCCCACCUGCAUCCGCAUCCUGGUGAGAAACAUAAGGCCUGGGUCGCCUGCGUACUCGUACCCCUAGCUGAACCACACGGUCCAGAGACCUUCUUCGUCCUCAAAAAAGCCUUCCUCAUGGGCCAACUACUCACCAUACAAGACGCACCCGGAGACACCGUCGGCUUCGCAUACAAUCUCAAACUACCCACCGCAUUCCCUCACGACCGAAACAGAAACGGCGCGAACACGACACCAACCGACACACCAGACAGAACCCAAAAUGCAAGGGGCAGAAUCCAAGACACAGGCGGCAGGAGCGUCGGGAGCCAAACGGAUGUCGGCCGGCUGUGCCAGCAGGCACUGGACAGGCUGCGGAGUGUAGGAGUCUCUCUAACGGAGCAUGAGAGGCGGGAGCUGGCGAACCUGUGGCCGCAGGCGGGUGUUGGGCGCGACUACUUGGGACCAGACGGUCUCGGACGUGAGACGCUGGGUCCGAUUUUGAGCGAUUUUCUGGCGAUGCACGCGGACGGUGCCGAGACGGAUGAAAGCGCUGACGAGGAGGACGAGGUCAGCAGCGCGGAACUCGAAGACCGGGACUGGCGCAAUCUGGAACAGUACGAGGACUCCAGCAGCGCACCCGAGGCAGAAGAAGACGACGACAGCAGUGACAGCAGCAGCAGCAGCAGCAAUCAAGACACACCGCACCGGUCGCGAUCGAGACUCAGCACACGAUCCCGAACUGCCAGACAAGCCGCCGACAGUCGCUCCCGGUCCCACAGCCGGUCACGGUCCCGGUCCCGAUCAACAGGACGAUCUCCGGCGCUUCGAGGAGCAGCCGUCAAGGCCGCCGCUGCCAAGGCUGCUGCCGGUAAGACGGCCGCGGCCGCCAGAGCGACUGCUGCCAAGGCUGCCGGUGCAAGGACGAGGCCGGCCGUCGCUAUGGAGAGACGCGGCACGGCACUUGAGACGCACAGUAUGCUGACCCGAUCGAGGCGCGCGGAGAUCGCGGAGGAGACCGCCUCUCUGCUGGCCGAUGUCCCGGCUGCCAACACCCGGUCCCAGAGCGCCCGAAGAAGGGCUCUUGGCCUGGCCCCAACACCGGGCCUGACCCUGGGCACGGGCUUCGAGUCGACGGCGUUGGAGGCCGCUCAGCCUUCACCUUCCGGCGACCUCUGCGAUCAAGCCCUAAGGCCGGGUGGCAGGAGAAGGAGCAGGCGGUAG